Molecule: messenger RNA, 1052 nt
Organism: Prorocentrum cordatum
Lineage: Eukaryota; Dinophyceae; Prorocentrales; Prorocentraceae
Source: the annotation of a GenBank genome assembly
AGUGAGCAUUUCGGCUGCCAGGCUCCGCCGAGCGUUCGUCUUUUCCUACACUUCUCGCACGUUGGGCCCCCUUCCCUCCCACCUGCGCCGCGAUGCCUACCGUCUUCGCCAAGCCCGCUGCCGCCCCCAGCGUCUUGCGCAGGCCAGCUGGCAACGCGGUCCUCGACACGUCCGUGCCGGUGCGCGCGCAGCCCGACGUUGGGGACCGCAUCCGCGCGUCCCUGUACACGGUGAACGUCACGAUCGAGAUGGUCGACACGCCGACGAAGGCCAACGCGGGUUCUCGCCUCACGCUGUCCGACGGCAUCAGCAUGCGCAGCGGGGCCCCCGCCAACCGCCACGGCCUCACCACUACAGUGAAGAGGGCCACCGACCUGCUGAAGUUGAACCAGCCACCCAACGGAGUAUGCGUUUCCGCUGAAGGGCUCCAGCCACCGCAGGCCGGGCAUAACCCUACCUCCGGGAGGAGUUGGGCCUGGGUGGUGGCCGCCUAUGGCGACAGCGCCAGAGCCGCCUCCCUCGCCACGGAGUACGUGGCGACCCGCGCCGUCGACAUCAUCACCCACUGCUUCUUGAAGGCCGACCUCCACGUCCCGGCGACUGACACCCAGUGCGCCUGGUCCGCCAAGUCCACGCUGCUGAACAAUCGGGUGUCCAUCCGCCGCACGGGCUCCAUGACGAAUGGCCAGACGUACGAGCUCAACGACCUGAUCAAUUUCGUCUACACGAUCCACCCGAACGUCCCGCCCAAGGUGGCCCGCGCACUCAAGGACUUCUUCGACGCGUACCCGUCCAUCAUCACGGAGGGUGCAGGCCCGGCCCUCGUAGGCCCCGCCUCCACGACCGUGCACCACAGCACUUCCGCUGCGGCCGCAGCGCCGAAGCGCGGGGUGAAGCGGCCCCCGGCGCCCAGCGCGGCGAAGAAGGCCAAGAAGCGCUGAUGCUCCAGGCCCAGGCAACUCCAGCGCAAGUUUUUGAAUGCCGCGCUGGCUCCCCGUAGCCCGCCGCGUUGCGCGGGCUGUCAUUUUCGUGAGUUCUUGCGGUUCCCGCUC